UGACACUCGAGAAAAACGCAAUUCAGCACGAAGUUGUUUCCGUACCUGUUCUAGCCGUGAGCGAAGUGAUAUUGGAUAAGAAAAGCCGGAAAGUUCCCAUACAAACAAUUACCGGCGUUUUAUAAACCAACGAGAUUACUGUUUCAAGUGGCUCGGAACGAUCCGCAGCUGGGCAGGAGCUUCAAGUGUGAAUCGGUUUCCGUGCAGUACAGUACAGCAGAGCGACAUCGGUGGUGGUAGAAGCAGGAUCAGUUUCAGCAGAAAUCGUUCGUGAACGAUACACGCCUCCGAGCCAGCGACGGCUAAACGAUGGGCGUCGAAAGCUAUCUUCCCUGUGGCGUAGUUUACGUGGAUGAUUUAACUGCGUCGCUAAACCAAACCGAUCGUUACGAUACGCUGUGCGUGAUCGAUGAUGUCGCACUGCCCGCUGUAUUGGCGCGUCAAAUCGAUGAUCAGAAAAAGUUUGAUGCAGGUAUCGCCUCGGAAGUGAGCUGUUUCCGCUGUCAGCUCGGUACUGAUCUGGUCCGUGUUGUGUACAGCUGUGUCGGUGAGUUGUCCGAUUUCGACGAUGUGCGCCGUUAUGCGGAAGCGGCAGGUUGUUCAUUGCGCAGAGCACUGAAAGCCGGUGCCAAGUAUCCGGUGCUGGUGCUACCCGCUUCUAGCAAACGGUUCCCGAAUGCACCGCUCGUGGCCCUACUGGGAGCUCUGCACGAGCUAUACGUUCCACUGCAACUACGUGAAGAUGUGCCGACUAAAAGUCAUCGUUAUCGGAAAAUUGGCGUGCAUUACGCAGAGAACGCACAACAGGGAGCCGAUCUGUUGCGUUUGGUGCAAACGUUGGAAGCUGGCCGGUUUGUAGCACGCGAUAUCGGCGGUGGCGAUCCGGAGCGUAUGGCACCGCCACGUGUUGCCGAGUAUGUGCUGCGCGCGUUCGAAUCGGGCCCGGUCAAGGUGACCGUCGUCGAUGAUCCGCGCGUGUUCGAGCGCGACUAUCCACUGUUCCAGGCAGUGAACCGUGCGGCAGGUACGGUCGAACGGCACCGUGGCCGAAUCAUCUUCCUCGAGUACAAGCCACCGAAACCGGCACGCAAAACGGUUGUGCUGGUCGGUAAGGGUGUGACGUAUGAUACCGGCGGUGCCGAUAUCAAGGCGGGCGGCAUAAUGGCGGGUAUGAGCCGUGACAAGUGCGGAGCUGCCGCUGUGGCCGGCUUCAUGAAGGUAGUCGAGCAGCGCAAACCAGAGGACGUGCAUGCGAUUGGCGUUCUCUGCAUGGUGCGCAAUUCGGUCGGUGAAGAGUGUUACGUGUCGGACGAAAUGUUGACUUCCCGUGCUGGUGUGCGGGUUCGCGUCGGUAACACGGAUGCCGAGGGUCGUAUGGCUAUGGCGGAUGCACUUUGUCAGAUGAAAGAACGCGUAUUAAGUGAAGGUCUGCCUGAUCCUCAUCUAUACACGAUCGCCACACUCACGGGACAUGCAGUGUUGGCCGUCGGUAAUAGUGCCAUCGUUAUGGACAAUGGUCCGGCCCGAGCCGUUGACCACGGACUGAUGCUGCAACGUGCCGGGGAAGUUGUUGGUGAUCCGUUCGAGAUAUCCGUUCUGCGUCGUGAAGAUUUCAAUUUCCAUAAAGGCAAAUGUUACGGUGAGGAUGUACUGCAGGCAAACAAUCUUCCAUCCAGCAGAACGCCCCGUGGACAUCAGGGACCAGCGGCAUUUUUGAUGCUCGCCACUGGACUAGACAGCUGCGGACUGAACUCUUCCCAUCCGAUCAAGUAUUCACAUCUCGACAUCGCAGGCAGUGCUGGGGACGUACCAGAUACACCGACCGGAUCACCGAUCCUGGCCCUAGCGGAAGCCCACCUGGAAUAAACUGUAUUUGAGUGAUGUACCCAGUGAAGCGGUGGGAAUUAUUGAUCUGGAUUGAAUUUCUUUCACAAUUUUGAAAUAAAGCUAAGCAUUUGCUACGGUGAUGGAUUAUUUUGUAAAAUUAA
Molecule: messenger RNA, 1988 nt
Organism: Anopheles funestus (African malaria mosquito)
Lineage: Eukaryota; Metazoa; Arthropoda; Insecta; Diptera; Culicidae
Gene: Dip-B
Product: putative aminopeptidase W07G4.4
Exons: 4
Coding region: 310-1866 (518 amino acids)
Biological process (GO): proteolysis
Cellular component (GO): cytoplasm
Molecular function (GO): metalloaminopeptidase activity; manganese ion binding
Source: RefSeq, a predicted model, not a curated record